Molecule: messenger RNA, 5884 nt
Organism: Strigops habroptila (Kakapo)
Lineage: Eukaryota; Metazoa; Chordata; Aves; Psittaciformes; Psittacidae
Gene: KLC4
Product: kinesin light chain 4
Exons: 15
Coding region: 524-2131 (535 amino acids)
Biological process (GO): microtubule-based movement
Cellular component (GO): membrane-bounded organelle; cytoplasm; kinesin complex
Molecular function (GO): kinesin binding
Source: RefSeq, a predicted model, not a curated record
GGGGGCGGGGCCGGGCGGCCGAGAGCAGCAGCGCCCCGAACGCGCGACACAGCCCCGCCGCCAUCGCCGCCACCGCCGCGCCUGCGCCGAGCCGGGGGCCGGGGGCCGGGCGCCGGGCGGGGCGGCACCGGGGGAGGCCGGCGGGGCGGAGACGGCGGCCAUGUUCGAGUUAAAGGGGCUGCGCCGCUGAGGAGCGGGUGCUGCUGGGCUGGGCUUCCGUCCCGCCCCGGGACUGCGACCGGCACAGCGACCGCCACCGCCAUCGACACCGAGCGCCGAGCAGGAGAGCAUCCCAUCAUCCUGUUUCUGGAGCCUGGAUCUCCUCCUCCCCCCUUCCCCCCCCGCCCGCUGCAGUGUGGUUGGCUGCCGAGCGCCUGGUGCCUGCGCCUCUGCUAGAGCCGGAGUGCAGCGCGGUGGGAGCCGCGCAUCGCCGCAGCCUGCGCUUCCCCGCAGCGCCGGGGCCUCCGGGACUGCCAGCGCUGGACAAGCUGCUGCAGGCAGCCAGGGCUGCAGAAGCAGGACUAUGUCCACCAUGGUGUACCCUAGGGAGGAGAAACUGGACAAGUUGAGCCAAGAGGAGAUAAUUUCCAACACCAAGCUAGUGAUGCAGGGGCUGGAGGCACUCAAGAAUGAACACAACUCCAUCCUGCACAGCUUGCUGGAAACCAUAAAGUGCCUGAAGAAAGAUGAAGAAGCCAAUCUUGUGCAUGAAAAAUCCAACCUGCUCCGCAAGUCAGUGGAGAUGAUUGAGCUGGGGCUUGGAGAGGCUCAGGUGAUGAUGGCAUUGUCCAACCAUCUGAAUGCUGUGGAGUCAGAGAAGCAGAAGCUGCGUGCUCAGGUCCGGAGGCUAUGCCAGGAGAACCAGUGGCUGCGUGAUGAGCUUGCCAACACCCAGCAGAAGCUGCAGCGCAGUGAGCAAACCGUGGCUCAGCUGGAGGAGGAGAAGAAACACCUUGAGUUCAUGAACCAGCUGAAGAAGUAUGAUGAGGAUGUCUCACCUUCGGAGGAGAAGGAGGGUGACUCCGGCAAGGACUCUCUGGAUGAUCUGUUCCCGAAUGAGGAGGAGGAGCAUGGUCCUGGACUGCCCCACCAGCACAGUAGUGCAGUGGCAGCUGCCCAGCAGGGAGGCUAUGAGAUUCCUGCACGCCUGCGCACGCUCCACAACCUUGUCAUCCAGUACGCCUCACAGGGACGCUACGAGGUAGCUGUGCCGCUAUGCAAGCAGGCACUGGAGGACCUGGAGAAGACAUCAGGCCACGAUCACCCCGAUGUGGCCACCAUGCUCAACAUCCUGGCACUAGUGUACAGGGAUCAGAAUAAAUACAAAGAGGCAGCACACCUCUUGAAUGACGCUCUCUCCAUCCGUGAGAAGACUCUGGGCAAAGACCACCCAGCGGUGGCAGCAACUUUGAACAACCUGGCUGUUCUCUAUGGCAAGAGAGGAAAGUACAAAGAAGCAGAGCCACUGUGUAAGCGAGCCCUGGAGAUCCGUGAGAAGGUCCUAGGCAAAGACCAUCCUGAUGUGGCCAAGCAGCUGAACAAUCUAGCCCUGUUGUGCCAGAACCAGGGCAAGUAUGAUGAGGUGGAAUACUAUUACUGCAGGGCUCUGGAGAUCUAUGAGAGCUGCCUGGGUCCUGAUGACCCCAACGUGGCCAAAACCAAGAACAACCUGGCCUCCUGUUACCUGAAGCAAGGCAAAUACAAAGAUGCGGAGGUGCUGUAUAAGGAGAUCCUCACCCGUGCUCACGUGAAGGAGUUUGGCUCUGUGGAUGAUGAACACAAACCAAUCUGGAUGCACGCAGAAGAGAGAGAGGAGAUGAGCAAGAGCAAGCACAGAGACAGCGCCCCCUAUGCUGAGUAUGGUGGCUGGUACAAGGCCUGUAAGGUCAGCAGCCCGACGGUGAACACCACGCUGAGGAACCUGGGUGCGCUGUACCGGCGCCAGGGCAAGCUGGAGGCGGCAGAGACCUUGGAGGAGUGCGCGGUUCGCUCCCGGCGGCAGGGCAUUGACCCAAUCAACCAGACAAAGGUGGUGGAGAUCCUGAAGGAGGGAGAUGGCACAGAGAGACGUCGGAGCCUGGGAGGCAGCGUCAAGUAUGAGAAUGCCACAGACGGUAGCGAGGAAGCUUAAAUGCCUCCCGAGACUCCCUCUUUCCCCUCCACCGCAAUCACCUGGAUGUUUGUGUUGUAUCUUCCGACUUUUCCUCCACACCAUCCCUCCUUCCUCGGCAAGAACUCCACGCCAGCCCCCCAACCCUCCCGGCGCGCGAGGGCACCGCCACGCCUGCAGAGGAGUGAGGUCCUGGCCAGCGCCAGCCCCAUGGCCAGCAAGAGCAGGAAGAAGCUGCGAGGAGCUGCCUGCUCUCCUAGGCCAGGGCGACAGGCCACCAUCCCCUCGUGUGCCCCCACCCCCGCCUGCCCUUGCGCACCGCUGGGGACCAGGCCUGCAGGGGAUUGUCUUCACUCCAGGCGUACCGACUCCACCAUCAUUAGCCAUCCUCAGCCCUCCUAGCUUGUUCCCUCCAUGUCUGCAGAAGCCAGGAGAGAGGCAUGAAGAUGGGGAGCUGUUCUGGGACAGGGAGGCCUGGCCUUGGCAGGGCUGUCAUGUGCCCAGUUGCUUUCUUCCCUGUAGGCUUAGCUGGUGUUAGUGUCCUGUAGCAAACCUGCACUGGCCACUGGUGAGCUGGGCUCUCCCCACUUGGAGACCCCCCUGCAGCACAGGGCAGUCUUGCUAUCCUCCUCCCUGCUGAGCUCUAUGCGACCCAGUGGCAGCAUGUGGGCCUCUGUAGCGGCAUGGGAAUGUAGGGUGGCCCAUAGCUACUGUACAUCCAAGACAAGGUGAGGGGGUGACAGCUAAGGGCCAUGCAUGAAGCAGGGACCUGCUAGACAGGUAUGUUUGGUGGCAAUCUCCUGACCUGGUGCUGUCACCUAAUUCCUGAUGGCAUUAAGGGGUGAAUCAGCUCCCCCUUGCUCCAGGGUCCCCAGGUGUGGCUGCUGGGAGAGGCGGGGUGAAGCUGUUUGCUGUUCCUUGCAAGCAGAGGAAGGGUAGGAGGAAAGCAGAGCUUUUAUGCAGGGGCCAGGCGCCAUGCCAUUCGUAGUGGCUGAUAAGGGGGAAUGGGCUGGUUUGGAGCAGAGUGGUUGGGAGAAAAAUGUGGAAAGAAGGAUAUGAGGAAAGGAAGAGUUGAGGCUUGGAGUGCUCUGAAGAUGUGGGGGCAGAUGGGAUGGUUUGAGGGAGGUUUCCAUAGGAGGAGAAGGGGCUAGGUUGAUUGUGGAAGGGGGGAAAUUCUUGAACACAGGACCUGGCUCAGCAGGCUGGUCCUGGGCUGUGAGUUCCUGCCUGGCUGUCCCUUGCCAAGCAGGUGGGAAACCUGUAACUCUGUCACUGCUGGGAAGACAGUGCUGACCCUGGGCAUGCGUGGAGGUGGCUCAGUGCCUCUCAUGGGGCUCCAGACGUGCACAGGGUCUGGUGCUGUCAGUCAUUAAUGGGAAAGGGGAAAGUUUCCCAAGGCCUUGAGCCUCACAGCCUUGGGUGCACACCCUCAUCCCGCUUCCUAUGGGAUAUGAACCCUGGUCCUCCUACCUGUGAAGGAAGCCGGGGAGGCUGCAGCCAGCAGGUUAGAGCCCAGUGGCCAGCGCAGGAACCCUCUUAUUUAUUUAGCUAGCUAGUUUCUCUCAUGCUAGUCAUCUGGCAGGUUGUGAUUCUAAAUGUGCUUGUGUCUGCCUGGGCCUGGCUUUCCUGUCGUGGUGCAGAGGCCUUGGGGCAUGUGCAUCCUGCUGCCCUGGAAGCUUGUGCUUGCUGACAGGAGCUUUGUCCCCGGGACCAUGGGGUGUGGAGCGCAGGGCUGAGUGCUGCAGGGCUGUGCCUCCCCUGUCUCUCUCCCAGUGCUGCUCCAUGCUCUGGGGAGCGGCGAGUCCCCAGCACAGAGUGUGUUGAGGUCUCUGUAUGCUUUGCCCUGUGCUGGACCCGGUGCUGUAACAACCGUACCUCUGAUUAAAGGCAGACAGACCCGAACCGCUGCCCUGUGCUUCUUUCCAUGCUGUGUAGGCCAGCGCCGGCCAGCCCAGGGGUGGCGGGUGCAAGUGCUGCUGGAGCUGGUGUGGGGGUGCUUGGUGCCUGUGUGUCUGCAGGGGCUGUGCUGCCCCCAGGGCACCUCUCCAAGGAAUGAGGGACCCAACUUUAUUGUGCCUCUCCCUAACCUCCAAACUGGGGUUGCUACUAACCUCGGCUCGGUAGCUGUGUGUGACAGGGCUGCCCUGGAGCAUUGAGCUUGGGCCUUCCCCAACCAGUGUUUCCAUUAGUCAGAGCAGUUCCCCGGUGCUGAGCUCCACAUGCUGCCAAACCCUGCCCAAAUCCUCUGCCUCUGUGCAGCAGUCAGGGUGGGAGCACGCACCGGAGAGUGGCUCCGUGAUGGAGUUGCUUCUUUGAGUGCUCUCAUCCUGGUGGUUGCAUUGGGGUAGAGGCUCUGCAGUAAACCAAGCCCCAUAAAUGUUCUGGCUUAAAAAUAACCCUGCAGCAAAGGGAGUAGGGAGAGGAGGGAGGCUAUUUUUAACCCAGCAUGCACCAGCAUUUGGUUCUGGUGUUGGUCUGCAGUCAGUCUGCAUUGCUGCAGCUGGGGAAAUGCCCUGACCCCAAAGCAUACUUUCUGGCUGGAUCCUGCUGCCCUUCUACCAUGGUCCCACUCCCCUGCCCCAGCUGUGUUCCCUUCUCCAUCCCUCGCUUAUGUGCUCUGGCAAGAACAAUGCCUGGUAUGGCAGUACCUUGGUGACCUGGUGUAAGUGUGAUGGGGAAGCAAAAGACAUCCCACCCCUGUCUCUGCUGGUGCCACAUACCAGGAUGCCUGGAGUUGAGUUCUUUUCCUUGCUCAUGCUUUGGUGCUCUCUGCAUUCCUGGUGCGUGGGUCCCUUGCAGCAGCAGCACAUGGCUCUCAGUUUGGAAACCCCUCAUCGUAAUGAGAAAGUGAAGAGUUUCAGUGCUCUUGGUUUAGCCAAGAAGGGAUGAGAUGCAUACCUGGAGAAAGGGUUGUUGGUAGGAAAAGUCCUAUUCAGCUGUUGGAGCAGGGUCUAGGGCUGGAUGGGCUUUGGGUAGUCAGAGCAGGGAAGUGUUGGAAAAGCCUUCCCCGGGGCCACAAUCUGCAGGGCUCGGGAGAAGGGGAUGACUGGCCUAAGGCAGACACUGCGCUUACCUGCAGAGCUGCAUGGACAGUCCUGAUGCAAUUGCUGAUGCCAGUCUGGGCCACAGGGCAUUUUGGUCAUUUGGAGCGGUACAGAGGGGCUCCCACACAUGCUUGUAAGGAGCAAAGGGCUUUUGUGGUUGCUUUAUCUCUGUUUUUUCUGCCCUGAUGUGCCAGGAGCCAUUGGGAUCAGGAGCAGGGAGCACAGCUGUUACUGAGCCAUCAGAGCAAAAGUAACCACAGCAGCAGUGGUGCCCUAGCCUUGUGUAAUGAGCAUGCCUGGCCACAGGGGAAGAGCUUGGUGCCAUGGGCACAGUGGCAUGAGGUGGUGUCAUCCUGGCAGCCUGUGCUAUGCAUGCAUGUGGACUUAAACGGUGGGAGAUGGGCUAGAGCCUGUCAGGGGCGGAGAGUGCCUUUCUCUGUAGUGGGGGGAUUGGGGGGGCAUGUGGGAGGAAACAGGCUGGGGAACAAAAUUAGGGCUGGUUUUGGUCUUUUGAAAAAGCAGGGAGCCAUAAAGACUCCCCUGCAAAAUGCCACCCCAGGGCAGCCAGCAGGGCCAGGCACAGCUGAAGUUGGGGUGCUGAGGAGAGUGGUACCCGCUUGGCAACACAGUGUUGGUGCAGGCACAUGAAUGCAUCCCAGAUGGAGCUGCCUGAAUUGCUCAGCAGGCUCAAAGUGAAUCAUCUCGGGGGUGUUAGAAGUGGGACAAGGCU